GUUGGAACUUGAAACCUCUCCUAAAAGCAAAGCAUUGAGGGGAGAGGAAAGUCUUUCUGGCACUUUCAUGAGGUUCGGUGUGUUUUGUCAUUGGCCAUGAUCAUCCUAUGGGUUUUUGUUAGAUAAUAAACAUGCAAGGAUUGACAAGAUCACCUGACAAAUUAAAUAUUUAAAGUUAAUUUCUUAGUCAUAUCCUAAGUAGUCAAGUGCUUCCUGAUACAUAAUAAACAUGUUAGGAAGGAUCAGCAAGAUAACCUUGACCAAUCAAAUUAACAAUAAGUAAAUGCGACCUCGUAAGUAAUACACUUUCCUAUGCAUCAAACAAGAGGAAUGUUUGAUUUGCAUGCAUGCAGAUGCCAAGCCCCUUUAGAGCUUGUGCUGAUGCUCAGCUAGUAUAAUACCUCUUAAGCAAGUUGGAGGGUAUAAAGAAACAACAUGAAAGGAUUAAAACAUGUCCCAGGAGAUAGAAGAGUUUAUGAUAGAUUAAUUAAUCCAACCUCCCCAUAAUCUUGUCUGAUCAAGUAAAAAUGGAAACCAUUCUAUACUUUUUCUUAAUUAGGAUAAUAUAAAUAUUGUACUUUGUGUAUAUGUUACCAUGGAUAACAUAGAAUAACAACUAUUUUCCACAUAUUUGUUUGCUUUUGGGAUCUAAUUGUUGUCAUGUUGACAUAGCUAGUGACACUUCAUCCCAUUUGUUGGCACCUCUCUCCCCAGUGCUUGCACUGGAAUAAAGGUUUUAAGUUUGAUCAUAUAGGAGGUAGAUCUCCCAGCAUAAUUCUUAGAAAAGGAAAAUUAAUACAUAUAUGAUCAGGUGUUGCUGGUGCAUGUGCUAAAUUAAAACAUCCUAAAAUGCAACAAUAUUUUAAUUUGAUAAUUAAUAGUAUUGUAUAUCUAGAACAAGGGGAAUUCGAGCAUGUGUAUGUUAUAUGCAUGCAUGUUGCUAGAGCAAUAUUCCGCAUGUAGUCUUGUACUGAAUGAUAUCUGUGAUCUAAUAGCUGCUUUAAUUAUGUAGUGCUUCACAUACACACGGUCAUAGUCUCAUUGGAGAUGUGUAGAGGCAAUGAAGUUCCACAAAAAUUGCUGAAUUUGGAAAGAAAAUCCUUUAGAUGUUUGUUCUUCCCCCUAAAUUCAUGAAUAAAAAAAAAUUCUAGGAAUAAAUACAAUUUUAAACAUCACUUUGUGCUUCAAAAAAUGCCAAUUUUGAUUGGACAAGUCCACUUAUGUGUAAAAUGCAUGUACAAUGUGUAUCUAGUGGAGUACAAUUUUAUUGUAUGAGCAAGAUCAGCUUAGACUAAUAGUACAUUAUGACAAAAAUAGUCUUUUUACGGGCAAUUAAAAGUACCGCUAAAGAAAAUACACUAAUGAUUAUGGUGGCUGUCAUAUCAUUGCCACCGUCACCAAUUAUUGCCAAUAGCAUUAUUGGUUUUAUGUUGAAAUGUUAUAGCUAAUAAAAUUGGAUAAUUAUCUAUACGCAUGGCAUACAUUAGGGAUAUAUGAAAACAACAUUCCCUCUGCUCAAAACAUUGAAACCCAGAAGCAUAAAUGAUCAAUAAUAUGGAGUUAGUUGCAUGUGAUCCAGAUAGAAUGUUGUGAAGCUCGGUUGCAUAUGAAGCAGAUAUACCAUCAAAAAAUAGUAUUAGACAAGCAUCAGUGGAUUGUGAUCAACUGGAUGUGUUUGCUAUAAUAAGCAAAUGAUAGAUCUCCUGCUGGAAAUAUGCAAUGAUAAAUGGAACCGACAAAUACAUAGCUGUAGUUCAUUUAUCUAGGGUUAGCAGGAUUGCACUAGAAGCACUAUGUUGGGUCCCUACUAACAAUAGUUCAAUAAAAUAGAGGAUAUUAAAAGUAGCAAAUAUAAUUUUUGAUAAUAAAAUAUACUCCAUACAUGCUAUCCAGCGCCAAUUGAAUUCAUCUUAUUGGGACCCACUUGUGCUACGACGUACCGAGCGCCAAAUUGGAUGGUCACAUGUUCUGGUCGUAAAAAUGAGUCCCGGGAACUGUCUAUGCGGUCCAAAACAAUACGCAGCGCAAUUCCUUCCAAAAGGCACUGCCACCCCAAUUCCUACUUCAAUAAAUGGUACGUGUCCCCUCACCUGCUUCCCCCUCCUCCUCUCCCUUGUUCGCAUUUGAGACCCAGGAGAUACCCCCCUUUCUCUUUCGCCAUUCUAAGGGAGAAUCCACCACCCCCAUCAAUCUCCUCUCCUCCAUCCCAUUAAUCUACUGCAUUCCAUGCCACCGCACUUGGCCAUCAGGCCGCUCGAAACCAACCCAUAUAACGGCAGGAUGACACCCUUCCUGGUCCUUACUUGCAUGGUGGCCUCAUUGGGAGGUGUGAUAUUCGGCUAUGACAUUGGAAUCUCAGGUACCAACCUCUACCUGCACCGGUUCUCUGAAGUAAAAUUUUUCCUACCGAUCGAUUUACGGAAAAGAGCUGCUAAGUUAGCGAAAUUUUUUGACGACCCAGCAGGUGUAAUGGCCACGAAGGAGGCAAGUCUUAAGGACAUGUUUCCAUGGCUGCAUAUGAGGAUGGAAAAGAGCAGCAGCAGUUACUGCCGGUCGAGCAGCCAGUGGAUGAGUGGUUACACGGCGUCGCUGUACGUGGCGGGGGCGAUGGGGGCACUGGUGGCUGCGUGGGUCACGCGGGAAUUCGGCCGCCGGCCCACCAUGGUCGCCGGCGGUGCCGCUUCCUUGGCCGGGUCGAUCCUGGCCGCGGCCGGGCCCACCGUGUGGACGCUUCUCCUCGGCCGUGUCCUUUUGGGCUUCGGCGUAGGCUUCGCCAACCAGGCAAUUCCACUGUACUUAUCAGAGAUGGCCCCGCCGGCCAGCCGAGGAGCAAUCAACAAUGUCUUUCAGCUUAGUUAUGACAUUGGUUUAUUCCUGGCUGAUCUCAUUAUCUUCAGUGUUCAAAGAUCAAGAGAUAGCUGGGGAUGGCGUAUCUCUCUCGGUAUGGCUGCAGCUCCAUCGUUUUCUCUCACGCUCGGUGCUCUCUUCAUCCCUGAGACAGCAAACAGCAUCAUCCAAAGGGACAUCGACUUCCACAGGGCAGUGAAGACGCUCCAGACGAUACGAGGCACCACCGAUAUCCUCGCAGAAUUAAAUGAUAUAAUGACUGCUGGUGAUGCUCAGGUGACCACUAACCAAUCCUUCUAUAGGAUUACUCGAUGCAAGUAUCGGCCUCAACUCAUCAUGGCGAUCACAAUCCCAUUCUUCCAACAAGUAAUAGGAUUCAACUUGGUAGCUUUCUACAUCCCUAUCUUGAUUCAAAACAUCGGUUUUGGCAAGAAUUCAUUCCUUAUGUCAGCACUUGUGAUAGGACUCACAGGCACCACCUCUACCAUGGUGUUAAUGACCAUCGUCGAUAGAAUUGGUCGACGUGCUAUGUUUACGAUCGGAGGCAUACAGAUGCUCGUCUCACUGGUAGCCGUUGGUAGAGUGAUGAUGACCCAACUCAGCGAGGACAAUGAGAUUAGUAGAGGCUAUGCAUACUUGGCCUUGUUUUUGGUUUGUGUUUAUCUUAUGGGCUUUGGAUGGUCUUGGGGACCUCUAGGAUGGUUGGUCCCGAGUGAGAUUUUCCCACUAGAGAUCAGAUCGGCAGGGCAAAGCAUCGUGGUGGCAGUGUGGUUUCUGUCUGCAUUUGUUGUAGCCGAGACCUUUCCAACUUUGAUUUGCCAACUUAAGGCUACCAGCUUCUUCAUCUUUGGGGGAUGGGUUACUAUGGUGAUUAUAUUCAUUCAUUUAUUUUUGCCGGAGACCAGAGGAAUAGCAAUGGAACGGAUGGAUCAGGUGUGGAAGAAACAUUGGUUAUGGAAGAAAACUAUAGCAGUUGAAGAAACGCAGGAUGACUGUUUUGAUGAUGUUACAUAAUUGUGUAAUAUAGCAUCUAGAGUAUAACAAUGAUGAUAUCCUCUCAUCAACCAAAAACGGAGAGAACUAAUUUUUAUAAUUAGAUUAUUUAUAUGUAGUCUCUAGCUUCCUUCGUGGUGUAUCUCUUAAUUUCUUUUAGUGGUUUAAAAUAUUUAUUUUACAUAUUUUAUUUACAUACACACGUUAUCUAAAAGUUGAUGUUGAUAGAUUUCGUCGUCAAAAAAAGAGAAAGUUGUGUUGUUGUUCCCGAUAAUAUUUUA
Molecule: messenger RNA, 4121 nt
Organism: Elaeis guineensis (African oil palm)
Lineage: Eukaryota; Viridiplantae; Streptophyta; Magnoliopsida; Arecales; Arecaceae
Product: hexose carrier protein HEX6
Biological process (GO): transmembrane transport
Cellular component (GO): membrane
Molecular function (GO): carbohydrate transmembrane transporter activity
Source: RefSeq, a predicted model, not a curated record